This is a messenger RNA of Mus pahari (shrew mouse), 1217 nucleotides long. It is a transcript of the gene Polb, whose product is annotated as DNA polymerase beta. Gene Ontology annotation, molecular function: DNA-directed DNA polymerase activity; DNA binding. The record is from RefSeq and is a predicted model, not a curated record. Gene Ontology annotation, cellular component: nucleus. Lineage: Eukaryota; Metazoa; Chordata; Mammalia; Rodentia; Muridae. The transcript has 14 exons. Bases 58 to 1065 code for a protein of 335 amino acids. Gene Ontology annotation, biological process: double-strand break repair via nonhomologous end joining.
CCUGUCAGGCGCCGCCAUUGUUCCACCGGUAAGACCCAGGUGUGGGUCCCCGGCGCCAUGAGCAAACGCAAGGCGCCGCAGGAGACCCUCAACGGCGGCAUCACGGACAUGCUCGUAGAACUCGCAAACUUUGAGAAGAACGUGAGCCAGGCGAUCCACAAGUACAAUGCGUACAGAAAAGCAGCAUCCGUGAUAGCUAAGUACCCACACAAAAUCAAGAGUGGAGCAGAAGCCAAGAAAUUGCCAGGAGUAGGAACAAAAAUUGCUGAAAAGAUUGAUGAAUUUUUAGCAACUGGAAAAUUGCGUAAACUGGAAAAGAUUCGUCAAGAUGAUACAAGUUCAUCCAUCAAUUUCCUGACUCGAGUUACUGGCAUUGGGCCAUCUGCUGCAAGGAAGUUUGUAGAUGAAGGAAUUAAGACAUUAGAAGAUCUCAGGAAAAAUGAAGAUAAAUUGAACCAUCAUCAACGAAUUGGACUGAAAUACUUUGAGGACUUUGAAAAGAGAAUUCCUCGUGAGGAGAUGCUGCAGAUGCAGGAUAUUGUACUUAAUGAAAUUAAAAAAGUGGAUUCUGAGUACAUUGCUACAGUCUGUGGCAGUUUCAGAAGAGGGGCAGAGUCCAGUGGAGACAUGGAUGUUCUGCUGACUCACCCAAACUUCACAUCAGAAUCAAGCAAACAGCCAAAGUUGUUACAUCGUGUUGUGGAACAGUUACAAAAAGUCCAUUUCAUUACAGAUACUCUGUCAAAGGGUGAAACAAAGUUCAUGGGUGUUUGCCAGCUUCCCAGUGAGAAGGAUGGAAAGGAAUAUCCACACAGGAGAAUCGAUAUCAGGUUGAUCCCCAAAGAUCAGUACUACUGUGGUGUUCUCUACUUCACUGGGAGUGACAUCUUUAAUAAGAACAUGAGAGCGCACGCCCUGGAAAAGGGCUUCACAAUCAAUGAGUACACCAUCCGCCCCCUGGGGGUCACUGGAGUCGCUGGGGAGCCCCUCCCUGUGGACAGCGAGCAGGACAUUUUUGAUUACAUCCAAUGGCGCUACCGGGAGCCCAAGGAUAGAAGUGAAUGAUGUCCCUCCCGCCCCAGGCACAGCCCACUAGGAGUCCUAAUUUAUUUCUUAACCUUUGCUAUGUAAGGGUUUUUGGUGUUUUUAAGUGAUUGCUUCUUCUCUGUGCUUACCAUGUACUAUAGUCAAUAAACUUCUUAAGCUAUUACUGAAUA